This is a messenger RNA of Podarcis muralis (Common wall lizard), 933 nucleotides long. RefSeq names its product olfactory receptor OR9H1-like. Gene Ontology annotation, cellular component: membrane. Gene Ontology annotation, molecular function: G protein-coupled receptor activity; olfactory receptor activity. The record is from RefSeq and is a predicted model, not a curated record. Gene Ontology annotation, biological process: G protein-coupled receptor signaling pathway. Lineage: Eukaryota; Metazoa; Chordata; Lepidosauria; Squamata; Lacertidae.
AUGGGAAACCAUACUGAGGUCACUGAAUUUAUAUUGGUGAGCUUUAAGGGUCAGCCACAAAUGCAAAUAGUUUUCUUAUUGCUUUUUUUGCUGAUGUACACCAUCACUCUGGUGGGAAAUGCUGGUAUGAUCUUAAUCACCAGUUCCGAUUCCAAACUCCAUACUCCUAUGUACUACUUUCUAAAGAACCUGUCCUUCUUGGAUAUUUGCUACUCUUCAGUCAUCACUCCCAAAGCCAUGGUGAGCUUUGCAACAGGGGACAUGGCCAUUUCCUACAAUGGAUGUGCAACCCAGAUGUUCUUCUUCUCUCUCUUUGGAACCACAGAGGCCUUUUUCCUGGCUGUGAUGGCAUAUGAUCGAUUCAUUGCUGUCUGUAGCCCACUUCUCUACCAUACCAUUAUGUCCAAGAAGAGGUGUAUGUGUCUUGUGUGCAUCUCUUACUUCUUUGGUUGUGUCAACUGCUGCACCCAAACUGGGUUUACAUUUAGUUUGGCAUUUUGUGGCCCAACUCAUGUAAACCACUUCUUUUGUGAUGUCCCAGCGGUCAUGAAGGCCUCCUGUUCAGACACAUUUGUAAAUGAAAUGGUGCUCCUUGUAGUCUGUGGUCUCAUCAUUGUGACCACAGCCAUAAUUGUCCUAGUAUCUUACAUUUACAUUGUUACUACCAUCUUGCACAUACCGUCUGGCAAAGGGAGACACAAAGCUUUCUCAACUUGCACUUCCCAUUUGAUGGCAGUAAGCUUGUUCUUUGGGACAGUUUUCUUUAUGUAUGCCCAGCCUGGGGCCAUGUCCUCUCCCAAUCAAGGAAAAGUGGUGUCCGUUUUCUACACAGUUGUCAUUCCAAUGUUAAAUCCGAUCAUCUAUAGCCUAAGGAACAAGGAGGUCAAACAGGCUCUGAUCAGGCAACUCAAAAGGAAAGGCUUUGUCUGUUGA